Molecule: messenger RNA, 883 nt
Organism: Ilex paraguariensis (yerba mate)
Lineage: Eukaryota; Viridiplantae; Streptophyta; Magnoliopsida; Aquifoliales; Aquifoliaceae
Source: the annotation of a GenBank genome assembly
AUGGCUAUGGCAGUGGCGAAGGUGUGGGGCGAUGGCAUUUACAAUGACGUUGGAAAUAUGAUGGAUUUUACUGAGCCGACCCUACAUUGCACUACUCUUCAAGCUCUUCAACUCUAUAUCGUCCACUCACAGCUCUCAACCAUGGCCGAACAGACUGAAAAGGCCUUCUUGAAGCAGCCCAAGGUUUUUCUGAGCUCGAAGAAGUCAGGGAAGGGGAAGAGGCCUGGAAAGGGAGGAAACCGAUAUUGGAAGAACAUUGGUUUAGGCUUCAAAACUCCCAGAGAGGCCAUCGAAGGAACAUAUAUUGAUAAGAAAUGCCCUUUUACUGGCAAUGUCUCAAUCAGGGGUCGCAUACUUGCUGGUACUUGCCACAGUGCCAAGAUGACGAGAACAGUCAUUCUCCGACGCAACUACCUGCAUUUUGUCAAGAAAUACCAGAGGUAUGAGAAGAGGCAUUCAAACAUUCCAGCCCACAUUUCCCCAUGCUUCCGAGCGAAAGAAGGAGACCAUAUUAUUAUUGGCCAGUGCAGGCCAUUGUCAAAAACAGUGAGGUUCAAUGUGUUGAAAGUGAUUCCAGCUGGGUCUUCUGGUGGUGGGAAGAAGGCGUUUGCAGGAAUGUGAAUUUAGAGUCUCAAUCUUCGUUCAGUUUUACAAUAUUUUGGACUCGAAUCUGUUAAGAUUGUCCGACUUUUGUUAGUUGAAACUUUAUUUGCCAUUGAAGGCUUAAAUUUUGUUAGUCACCAAUUUAUGAUAUCAACGAUUCAGAUUCUCCUAUUCUUUUUAGUUGGGAUUGGAAUGUCUUAAGCCUACAUUCUGAUAUUGGGUACAUUCACUGUCCAAAUGCUUUGUGAAAUCUUUAUAAAAGGACUGUUCCAAAAUGAAC